Messenger RNA from Gadus macrocephalus (Pacific cod), 963 nucleotides. Its product is annotated as zinc finger CCHC domain-containing protein 12-like. The record is from RefSeq and is a predicted model, not a curated record. The transcript has a single exon. Lineage: Eukaryota; Metazoa; Chordata; Actinopteri; Gadiformes; Gadidae. Gene Ontology annotation, molecular function: zinc ion binding; nucleic acid binding. The annotation marks the transcript as partial.
UAUGAAGCCUGGCGUACACAAGUUGAGCUUCUCCUUGGUGACGUCUCAGUCUCUGAAAAUCAAAAGCUAAGGAGGAUAUUGGAGAGUCUACUUAGCCCUGCUACUGACAUUGUUAAGCCCCUUGGCACUGGUUCACCCCUCCGUUCAUAUCUUGAUCAGCUUGAAGCUGCUUUUGGAGUGGUAGAAGAUGGCGAGGAGCUUUUUGCCUCCUUCUUGAGCUCCAAUCAGAACACUGGAGAAAAACCCUCCAUGUACUUGAACAGGCUUAAUGUUUCUCUCACCAAGGCCAUUCUGAGAGGGGGAGUCAACGCCAAAGAUUCAAACAAACAUCUACUUCGACAGUUCUGCAGAGGUUUCUGGGACCAAAGCUUGAUUGUAAGUCUUCAGCUUGAGCAUCAAAAGAGUAGCCCACCAUCCUUUUCUGAGUUGCUCCUUCUGCUCCGGGCAGAGGAAGAUAGACGCUCUGCAAAACUCGAAAGAAUGAAAAAACACUUAGGAAAUGCAAAAGCUGUUUCACACAUGCACUCAGUCUUUGAAGUGCCAAGCUAUGAUCCUGAUUCAGAUGUUGCUAUUCCAAAGAAACCAGACAACACACAAAAGUUAGAGAAAGAGGUUGCUGAGCUAAGAAUACAAGUAGCAUCACUGAUACAGAAAGCUAAAUGGGAAUCAAGAAAAACUGACACCAACAGCAGCCCCAUUAGAGACAAAAGCUAUGACUGUCUUAUUGCAAGCUCAGUAAACCCCCACCCAGUCGCAAAGGCUUCUAGCUAUCCAAAGCCAUGGUUCUGCUUCAAAUGUGGCCAGGACGGUCACAUAGGGGUUAACUGUGAUAAUGAACCAAACCCGGCUCUUGUCCGCAAAAAUAACUCUGAACUCAGAGUCAGGCGUGAGAAAUAUCAAUCAAAACAGGAAGCUCCCCAGCAGGCUUUAAACUUCUAGCAGCUCCUGCUGUGGGACAACUGG